Molecule: messenger RNA, 972 nt
Organism: Phaedon cochleariae (mustard beetle)
Lineage: Eukaryota; Metazoa; Arthropoda; Insecta; Coleoptera; Chrysomelidae
Source: the annotation of a GenBank genome assembly
AUGAGGUCGUCAAGUCAAGUCAUGCGCAGAAGAAGAAUGCCAUCCAAACGUAAUGACGAUCAGACUGCAGCACGUAAACGGAAAAUUGCAGAGCUCACGCGUACAAUCAGGAAAAAGUACUUGGCCUUGAAACUGGGUAAAUCUGAGGAGGACGAAUCGCUGAACAAAAUGUUCAAGCCCAUAUCCAAACCAUUGGAAGAAAUUGUGAAAACGUCAAAGGCCAAUCGUGAUUUACUGGCAAGAGCCCAGUUUAGCACCGGUAUGAAGAAAGAAGAGCCACCCGAAUUGAAAAUAGAAGAAGAACAGGCUCAGCAAACGCAGUUUAUUCCAAUGGAAGAGGUGGGUGGAACCGGAAGUUUUGUGGAUGAUAAUGAUCAAUACGAAUAUGAUGAUGAUAUCCUGUUCAACGAAAAUAUCACUCCAGAACAAAGUAUUCCGUAUGAUAGAACAUUGGGAUUACAGCGACAAAAUAGAUCAGAUGUAUGGUCCGAUCCUCAAACGUCGAAAUGGUUUCUGGGAACGCAGGAAAUUGACUUUGAUAAAAGAACUGGAUUCAUUAAGAUUGGUGGUAAACAAGUACGAGGAACUCCAGGGGUGUAUCAGCUCAUUUUCUAUGAUUAUCCUUCAGAUUAUAACGAUGAAGACCUGCAGGCUUACAAGGAAAUUUUGAAGCUGAGUGAUCGCUAUAUAAACAAGGAUGGGAAAUUGAAAGGGUCUAAAAGAUGGAAGUAUACGAACAUCAUCAAGCCACUUAUUGUACAGAUGCGAGAAAACAGCGGUAGGCGUUCAACGAUUGGUAGUGGUUUGACGUACAACGAAAACCUCGUGGAAUAUAUCUAUUGGGACGAUCCAAAUGAACUUGUAGACCGCUUGAAACUACUCAUUGCUUCUAAGGAAGCUGGAAACACAUCACUCGAUAAUGAAAUAGUGGCAAUCGUUAAUGAACUUCGUGAAGCUAACCUUUUAUACUGA